Messenger RNA from Orbilia oligospora ATCC 24927, 1599 nucleotides. RefSeq lists its product as uncharacterized. Bases 1 to 1599 code for a protein of 532 amino acids. Gene Ontology annotation, molecular function: protein binding. Lineage: Eukaryota; Fungi; Ascomycota; Orbiliomycetes; Orbiliales; Orbiliaceae. The transcript is spliced from 2 exons. The record is from RefSeq and is a predicted model, not a curated record.
AUGCCUAUCCGCGAACCUCGUUUUAACCAGGAGAAGCUCACCAUGUCUCCUCCGAGCAUGAAGCCCUGGAAAAUGUCGCCGCCCUCGAUGUCUCCUCUUCACAUGACCCCACCGAAUAUGUUGCUACCUAAUUUCUCCCCUCCACAAUUUAAAUUGCCCACACUCUCAGCAUCAAUCUAUUUCCCACCACAAACGUUAUUCGAAGAGGAUCUUGAAUGUCCGCCUUCCAUUGCGAGAUUCUCACUGGAUGACCCAACGGUUUGUGUUAUUGGUGCUUAUGCAGAAGAUACAGAGGGGGAUCCUGUCAAUCCACAAAACGCGCUGGGAGAAAAGGGAAGAAUUUACCUAGCUAGGGUAAUGGAUCUGGAAGGGGAGGUUAGAGGAGAUGCAGCUUUCCCCCCAGAUCCACCGAGGAAAAAGAUUAUUCCGAAUAUGAUAAUUGCAGAUGAUAUUGAGACUCCAGGAGGAAUAAUUGACCUCUGCUGGUCAACCAGCGAUCCAGACCUCCUUAUCGCAACGACGACUACAAGUGAGGUAUUAAUUCUUCAGGUUACUGUCGGAAAUCGUCCGUAUUCUUCACGAAUCGACCUUCUUUCUUCCCAUCGAAUUUCUGACCCUAGCAAUUUGGUUGUUUGUGUCGCUUUCUCGCCCGCCCAGAAUGAUAUCGUUGCAGCUGGGUUAAGCGAUGGUUCGGUAGCUAUUUUCUCGCUUCCGGAAGAAUUGGAAGAGGAUAAUCAAAUCGAAGUCAUUCGUACUUGGCGCCCUUAUGGCGAAGAUCCAAUUUUGACUCUUUGCUUUUCAAAUGAUGGGAAGGAGUUGUAUGUUGGAGACAAUAAGGCAAAGGUGUCCUGCUGGAAGAUCGGAAAGGAUGGAAACAAGAAGCCGGAUAUGCAAUGGGUAGACGACUCGACAUUUAAAGACGGCGAUUGCGUUACAAAGCUCAUCGCAUGGCCGACUGAGCGGUCGCCAAAGAACACCAUACCCCGUAGAAGGCCGCUUCUUCUUGUUGGUGGACUGGAUGGUAAUCUUCGCAUUACGGAUUUAACGGAAAAGCAAGUCAUUCCACCCCCACUAACCCAAGAAAAGAGUAUAUUUGACCAGACUGAGAAUGAUCCCGAUGGUGGGAUAUGGGAUUUGGCACUUCUCCCACCGAUACCGAGGAAAUCACAGUUGGAGGAUAUUGACGUGGGCGUUUUUACGCCCGAAGAUCACCCAAAGAUCCCAACAGAUCCUGAUGAGAAUGGUGUUCUAGUCUCUUGCAUGGAGGCUGGCGCAAGGGUAUUCGUCCAGCGGGAGGAAUUUAUGGAAGUUUUCAUUCGUGAUCCUGAAAAGACAAAGGAUAAAGACGAAGAAGAGCUAGAUGAGGAAAAGGGAGUUGAAAAAGACUGGUUCAACCGAGAGAGACCAUUCGAAUGGUAUAAUGUGGCACGCUUUCAGGAGCAUAAGGGAAAAUGUUAUUCCGGCACGGCAGUUGCUUUCGUGGACUGGGAUCCCAUAUUCAAGGAGAGUGGAGAGCAAAGGAAGAGGAGAGGUUGGAGACUUAUGACGACUAGCUUUGAGGAUAGGAAGGUUCAUAUCUGGCAAGUCUUUGCUGACUAG